Molecule: messenger RNA, 4166 nt
Organism: Physeter macrocephalus (sperm whale)
Lineage: Eukaryota; Metazoa; Chordata; Mammalia; Artiodactyla; Physeteridae
Gene: TEPSIN
Product: TEPSIN adaptor related protein complex 4 accessory protein
Exons: 13
Coding region: 421-2139 (572 amino acids)
Cellular component (GO): trans-Golgi network membrane
Source: RefSeq, a predicted model, not a curated record
CUGGCACCUCGAGCUUCCUCAGGCAGGCGGUGGGGAUGGGGGUGGGGGGAUGCCGGGUUCAUCGUCGUGCUGCCAGAAGCCCAGUCAGUUCUCUUUGAGCAGAGAUUUCACUACGUGCCAAGCAUUCUACGGUUUUGCAGACCUUGCCAGCUCCCCUCUGGGUCUUGGUGGACAAAUAGCUAAGCAGUGUGUACACACAGCCUCGUGCGACGUCCGGGCACACCGUAUCCGUGGCCAGCACCUCACGGAGCGCACCUGAAGUCUGUCUACAGUGAGGCUCGUGCCCCCCAGAUGUUCAAUGAUGUGGAACGGGUGUUUCUGGUUUUUAUCCCUAUGAGCUAUACGUCUUUGCGCUGAGUCAGCUCUGAAUGUAAAGGCGUUUGCGCUAACAGCUCCCGAUUCUCCUGAAGGGAACGUCGGAUGAUGAUGUCCCGUGUCCAGGCUACCUGUUUGAGGAGAUCGCCAAUCUCCCACGAGUCCCUGGGCAGCAGCCAGUGCCUCCUGGAGUACCUGCUGAGCCGUCUGCAGAGCGGCUCUGGCCGCGUGAAGCUCAAGGUACUGAAGAUCAUGCUGCACCUGUGUGGUCAUGGCUCCUCGUCCUUCCUGCUCAUCCUUAAGCGCAACCCCGCCUUCAUCCAGGAAGCCGCAGUUUUCACGGGACCCCCGGAUCCUCUCCACGGGAACAGCUUGUACCAGAAGGUGCGGGCGGCCGCCCAGGACUUGGGGGCUGCCUUGUUCUCGGAUGCCUUGUCACCUCUGCCUCCCUCCCAGCUGCCCAGGGCCCUGCCUCCAGCAGGCAUGGGCUCCCAGUCCAGGCCCCAGACCGCCCUACAGGGCUUCGGCUACAGCAAGGAACGGGGCCACACAGGCUCUGCAGGCGAAGCCUUCCUGUCCACCAUCCAGAAGGCCGCAGAGGUGGUGGCCAGCGCCAUGCGCCCUGGGCCUGAGAGCCCCAGCUCCCAGAGGUCCCUUCUGCGAGGUGACGCCUACCAGCCAGCUGUGACACCUUCAGCCAGCCUCGGCCCUCCAACCCCCGGGAACCCUCUCCCGACAGCUGGCCCAGGUGCCCGAGCCAUGAGACACCAGCCUGGGCAGGCCGGAGGCGGCUGGGACGAGCUGGACAGCAGCCCAAACUCUCAGGAUUCUUCCCAGGAGAAUGACGACCUGGGCAAGGCCUCGGAUUCAGGUAGUCCGUCGGGCAGUGACAGCCCCUCAGGGGCCAGCGGGGCACCCAGCGACCUGGCAGAAAGGGUCGAGGCCGUGACCCUGAGUGACUGCCAGCAGGAACUGAGCCUGGUCCGGGCCGUGACCCGGGGGCCGCAUUGCUUCCUGAGCCGAGAGGAGGUGCAGCACUUCGUCAAAGAGUGUGGACUCCUCAACUGUGAGGCCGUGCUGGAGCUGCUCAUCCGCCAACUGGGCGCAACCAGCGAGCGCGCGCAGAUGAGAGCCCUGGGUGCCAUCGCCUCCCUCGGGCGCACCGACCUGCUCUCCCAGGAGCGAGUCCUGCUCCUCGCCCGGCCUCGGCUGCAGGAGCUCAGUGUGGGCAGCCCCGGACCCGUGACCAACAAGGCCACCAAGAUCCUGAGACACUUUGAAGCCUCCUGCCGACAGUGGCCCCCUGCCCAGAGGCCCCCGGCCGAGCCUGGCCCUGCAGUCGCCCGUGUGGGCCUAUCAGACCUGCUGACCGACACCCUGCCUUUCACCGGGGGCCAGGCCUUCCUGCAGCCUCUGAGUUCAGCUCUGUUUUCGCCCAAAGGCACUGCUCCCCCAUCGGGGCUGCAGCUCGGUCCUAUGCCCCCGACUUCCCUGGAUGGAUGCCCCCUUCCAGCCCAUGCGGAUGCCAGGGAGGCCAAGACCAGACUGGCAGGUUUCAGAGAGCAGGGGGCUGGAUCUGAGCGGGGCCUGUUCGGCACAGACACUGCAAAGGGAGGGCCAGAGCUUGACCCGGGCCCCGGGGAUAGCUGUGACUCCUUGUUUGCUGGCAUGGAACUGGUGGCCUGUCCCCACCUGGUGGGGGCCGGGACUGCUGCAGAAGAGCCCCUCCCAGCCUGCCAGGAUCCCUGGACAUCGUCACAGAGGGUGGCAGCAAAAGAGCCUUCUGGCUCUGAGCCAUCAGCUUUCGCAUUCUUAAACUCAUGAUCUUGUCAGCCUGGGCCACUUGCAGAGUCUCUGCGUCCCCCAGCCCCUGACUCCUAGGACCCUGUGCCUUUGUGCUGUCCCCCCGUGCCCACAGCCUCUGUGUCCCACCAAAGAGUGGCUCCCCUCAGGUGUCUGCAGUCGGCCUCGCCCUCCUCUGGCCUCCUCCCCUCACCCACUAAGGCCUCGGUGCGGGCAGCCACCCAGCCAGGCAAGCUCAGAGUGGACAGCCCACCCAGUGACGAGAACAGCCACCAGUAAAACACAGGUAAUAUUUCAGGAGUCCACGCACCAGCCAGAGCCGGGCCGGCGCUGCUGGAAGGGGUCGUCCUUGCCCGUGGGGGCUGCUCCCCAACCUCGUCCCUGAGGUGGGUUCCCCAUUUUUCUGCUGGGGGGCAGGGCCCCCCCACAGCCCACCCCGUGGGUGUGAUGCCUGAGGAGCAGCCCCCCAAGCAGCCCACAGGACAUGCAGGGAGGGUGGGACGGGCACAGAAUGAGGAGCUGCGUGCUCGCUGAGACUGGCAGCCGGCGGGCCCUGGGCUGCCGGGUCCCCCACCUCACAGCCAUCUGGUCUGGCUGGAUGAGCACACCGCCCGCUUUCCCCAGUUGCCGAAGGGAUCCUAAGGGAGGACAGUGGGGUGGGUGGUAUGGCGUGGCCUGCCUGGAGGGCGUGGGAGGGAAGGCCUGCUGGCGGGGCUCAGAGACCAGACGCCCCUCGGAACUGUCCUCAGUCCCCAGGGUCCUCACGGGCACACAGAGAGGGGCACCGGGGGGAGACAGAGAGGCCCCAUCUGCAGGCUGAGCCCAGGCCCGGCCCCGAGCCAAGCUUCUGCUGUUUGCAGACGACACUCCUGAAAGGAGGACCGCAGGGCCACCUCAGUCAUUCCCCCCUGCCCCCGCUGUCUCCUUGGCCAGAGACUGGCCAUUUGGACUUGAAUUCCUAUAGCACAGGCAGGCACAGGGCCUUACGAGUGCUGACCUCGGGGUCCCCUGGGGAAACCCCUGCCUGCCUUGCCCUCAGAAAGAAGGAUUUUUGGGUGGAUUUGGAAUCACUGCUUGGGUCUUUGAGCUCAGAUCCUUCUCUCAGCGGGGGUAGGGGGGGUGUCCUAAGCAGCGUCACACCUUCUUCUCCAGCAGGAUGGGGCCCUUUCCAGCAUUGGGUCCCUGUGUGACCCAUGUCAGCUCCCCCCUGCCAUGACCACUGCCUGCAGACUGUACAGCCACCUCAGAGCAAUGGCUGUGGUCCCUCUUGGAAGAACUGGGGUUGACCUGGGGUCACACCUCCUACAUAAACACUGCUGUUCCCACAAAGCUGCACUGUUUGCUUUUUACUUUUAUUUUCCAUCUUUGUGUGUGUGUGUGUGUGUGUGUGAAGAUGGCUCUAAGGGGCACACGGAGACUUCUAAAAGCAGGGACAGGUAUUUCUUCCUUAAAUGUUUGGAAAGACUCCCCAGUGGAAUUGUCUUGUCCUGUAAUUUUCUAAACUGCAAGGUUUUUAACUCUGAAGUUCAAUUUCUUGAGUAGAUUUAGGACGAUCUGGGUUGUCUAUUUCUUCAUAGGCGAGCUUAAGUAAUUUUUUUUUUUUUAAUUUAUCUUUGGUUGCGUUGGUCUUCAUUGCUGCACACGGGCUUUCCCCAGUUGCAGUGAGCGGGGCCCACUCCUUGUUGUGGUGCGCGGGCCUGUCACUGCAGUGGCCUCUCGUGGAGCACGGGCUGUAGGCGCGCAGGCUUCAGUAGUUGUGGCACGCAAACUCAGUAGUUGUGGCUCGUGGGCUCUAGAGCGCAGGCUCGGUAGUUGUGGCGCGUGGGCGCAGCAGUUAGCUGCUCCGCGGCAUAUGGGAUCCUCCUGGACCAGGGCUCAAACCUGUGUCCCCUGCAUUGGCAGGUGGAUUCUUAACCACUGCACCACCAGGGGAGCCCCAGCUAUAGAGUUUUUCUAGCCUACUUUUCAUUAUUUUUUCAAUUUCUAUGGAGUCCCACCUGUCAUUUCUGUUACUGAUAAUUUUGCCCAUUUCUUGGUUAGUCUGAUUA